This is a messenger RNA of Danaus chrysippus (African queen), 849 nucleotides long. The record is from the annotation of a GenBank genome assembly. Lineage: Eukaryota; Metazoa; Arthropoda; Insecta; Lepidoptera; Nymphalidae.
AUGCAUUUCUGGAUCGACAAACGAAGCCAGUGCGCCUACAGCGGCCGCCACCGUGUACCAUCUUCACUAUCUGCUGGUGUGGGUCGUUCCCGUGGGAGAGUGUGUGCUGCUACGGGGAGAAAGGGCAUGGCGGCGCCGGUGCACCGGUUCGCGCCCGUGGAGUGUGCACCGCGCCGCCCUAGACCUCUCAGACACUAUGGGCCUCCUCCGAUGCCUGCUGUUCAUUCCUCGAGGCGUCACAAUGAGGACGCUAGUCUGUACGUGGAGAUACCCCCGGAGCCCCCUCAGCCAACCAUCGCCAGCCUGGCCGCCGCUCGCAGCGUCACCCCCGACACCCUCCUCCGGACCGCAGCCCUAGGGCUCCACCACUCGCCCAUGAUGGCUCCACACCUCAAAUUCGGAAUGCUGGUGUCUUUCGCUCUGGCAACAGUGUUCCUAGCCGGUGCUAAAUACUAUUUUGAUAGACAUCUGGUCCGCGGCUCUCCGUCCGAGGGUAGCGGCGAGGCGGGCGUGGUGUGCGCGGCGGUGGCGUGUGUGUGUGGUGUGGGCUGCGCGCUGUCUCUGUGUAGAGGGCGCUCCGCCCCGCCGCCUGCGCCCCCCGAGCGAGUGUCGUCCACGGCGCGCCGCCCUCUACCAAGGACACCUACACGAGCACCCCCGCAUAGAGAGGUGACCAUAUCCGAGCCUACCGAAGACAUCUCUCUAACCGUCAUAUCUCGCGCGGACAAUGAACUGCCGGGGCCGAGCUCCUCAGCCUCUGCUACAGGCGAGGCGCCGCCCCCGUACCACAUCGCCGUACUACUGCCGGCGCCUUCGCCCCCGCCGCCAGCGUACCACGCGCUCAGCUAG